GUUGUGUGAAAAUGUGUGAAAGAACGAUAGCAGAGUACAAAGAGGAACUUUCUCGGACAAAAGAAGAGAACGAGAGACUACGUCAACUAUUGGAGGCUGUUUUCAAGAAAGCUCAAGUUGUGUUACACAGAACAGACGUCUGUGAAAAAUAUCGUCCACCUGAGCAGCAGGAGGGGUCCUCCAGUAUGAAGCAGAAGAAGUCACAGUACCUCCACGUGAAAGAAGAGGAGCCACAGCCCCACUACUUUAAAGUGGAGGAAAAACAGCGGCUGUCCCCCCACUUCAUAAAGGAAGACAAGAGACACCUGAUCAGUGUGACGAGUGAAGAUGAUGAGGUCAAAGGUGAGUGUGUGGAGAAGAGAGAGGCGGAGCCUCCAAGCAGCAGUUUAGCAGAAGCUGAUGGAGACCACUGUGGAGGAUCACAAGCAGACAAGCUCUUAGCUCCACUAUCAGAUAGUGAGGACACAACGUCACACUCUCCUGACACUGAUGAUGAAGACUCUAAAGAUGAUAAGACAUGUCACACGGACAACACUCACUUCACAUGUUCUACCUGUCACAAAACUUAUAAAUAUCUUAGCUAUUUGAAAAGACACAUGAGAACACACACUGGAGAGAAACCUUUUUCAUGUUCAAUCUGUGGUACAGAUUUUACUCGAAGGCAAACUUUGAAAACACACAUGAGAAUACACACUGGAGAAAAACCUUUUUCCUGCUUAGAAUGUGGCAAAAGUUUUCAAACAAAUCAAAGGUUAAAAAUACACAUGAGAAUACACACAGGAGAAAAACCUUUUUCCUGCUCAGAAUGUGGUAAAAGUUUUCUUGUAAAUCAAAGAUUAAAAGUACACAUGAGAACACACACUGGUGAAAAACCUUUUAUAUGUUCAGUAUGUGGCAAAAGUUAUAUGGAAAGACAGCGAUUAAAAGUACACGAGAGAACGCACUCUGGUGAAAAACCAUACUCCUGUUCAAUUUGCAACAGAAGCUUUCAUGAACGAAAAACUUGUACAGUACACAUGAGAAGACACCCAGGAGAGAAAGUGUUGAGUUGCAGUGUGUGUGGUGAAAGAUUGUCUUCUAAGUACCAGUGUAAGAAACACAAGUGUGCUGGUGAGAACAGCAGCAGCAAAUGAAACUGCAGGAUUUGAAAUAAACUGUCCAGACUUUCA
Messenger RNA from Nerophis ophidion (straightnose pipefish), 1169 nucleotides. Its product is annotated as gastrula zinc finger protein xLCGF3.1-like. The transcript is spliced from 2 exons. Gene Ontology annotation, molecular function: DNA-binding transcription factor activity, RNA polymerase II-specific; RNA polymerase II transcription regulatory region sequence-specific DNA binding. Bases 12 to 1133 code for a protein of 373 amino acids. Lineage: Eukaryota; Metazoa; Chordata; Actinopteri; Syngnathiformes; Syngnathidae. Gene Ontology annotation, biological process: regulation of transcription by RNA polymerase II. Gene Ontology annotation, cellular component: nucleus. The record is from RefSeq and is a predicted model, not a curated record.